Messenger RNA from Suncus etruscus (white-toothed pygmy shrew), 3543 nucleotides. It is a transcript of the gene TBC1D8B, whose product is annotated as TBC1 domain family member 8B. Gene Ontology annotation, molecular function: calcium ion binding. The record is from RefSeq and is a predicted model, not a curated record. The coding region runs from base 102 to 3455 and encodes 1117 amino acids. NCBI's taxonomy places the organism in Eukaryota, Metazoa, Chordata, Mammalia, Eulipotyphla, Soricidae. The transcript has 21 exons.
GCCUAAAGAAGCUUCAGUGAGAGUAGACGGAAGGGAUGGGUGGACGGUGAGGUGAGGAGGACAUAUGGGUCGCCGCUCGUGGCGCCACAAAUUUCUCCGAGAUGUGGCUGAAACCCGAGGAAGUGCUCCUCAAAAAUGCGCUGAAGCUGUGGAUGAUGGAAAGGUCCAAUGACUACUUCGUGCUGCAAAGGCGUCGGGGCUACGGGGAGGAGAAAGGUGGGGGGCUCACAGGGCUUCUAGUUGGGACUCUUGAUUCAGUUUUAGACUCUACUGCAAAAGUAGCUCCAUUUCGCAUCUUACUCCAGACACCUGAUUCUCAAGUUUACUUAUCAAUUGCUUGUGGGGCCAACAGAGAAGAAAUAACCAAACACUGGGAUUGGUUGGAACAAAAUAUAAUGAAGACUUUGUCUGUGUUUGAUUCAAAUGAAGAUAUUACUAAUUUUGUACAAGGAAAGAUAAGAGGAUUAAUUGCUGAAGAGGGAAAACAAUCUUUUGCAAAAGAAGAUGAUCCAGAGAAAUUUCGAGAAGCCAUUUUGAAAUUUGAAAAAAGCUUUGGUUUACCAGAGCAAGAGAAGUUGGUUACCUAUUACUCCUGCAGUUAUUGGAAAGGACGUGUUCCUUGUCAGGGCUGGCUUUAUCUCAGCACCAAUUUUCUGAGCUUCUAUUCUUUUUUGUUGGGAUCAGAAAUAAAACUCAUUAUCUCUUGGGAUUCAGUUUCAAAACUUGAAAAGACUUCGAAUGUCUUACUGACUGAGAGCAUUCAUGUGUGUUCUGAAGGGGAACAUCAUUACUUUUCAAUGUUCUUGCAUAUUAACCAGACUUUCCUUCUUAUGGAACAAUUAGCCAGCUAUGCUAUAAAGAGACUUUUUGAUAAGGAAACAUUUGAUAAUGACCCAAUCCUGGAUGAUCCUCUACAAAUUACCAAGAGAGGUCUGGAAAAUCGAGCUCAUAGCGAGCAGUUUAAUGCUGUUUUUAGACUUCCCAAAGAGGAGACUUUGAAAGAAGUACAUGAAUGUUUCUUAUGGGUACCAUUCACUCACCUCAACACUCGUGGGAAAAUGUGCAUCUCAGAAAACUAUGUCUGCUUUACUAGCCAAGAUGGUAAUCUCUGUAGUAUAAUCAUCCCAUUACGAGAGGUUUUAGCUAUAGAUAAGGCAAAUGAUUCCAGCAAAUCCAUUGUCAUUAGCAUCAAAGGAAAAACAGUGUAUCGCUUCAAUGAAGUAAAAGACUUUGAGCAGCUUGUGUCAAAGCUCAAGUUAAAGUGUGGGACAUCUCCAAUUAAAAAUCCUAAUACAGGCACAGAGGUUCCUGUUAGUUCUGAUUCUAUAGCUGCACCUGACAAUACUGGAGUUUCAGCACAUCAGAGUGAGUGCAGUAAAACUGUGAACACGGAAGCCUUAAUGACAGUAUUUCAUCCUCAGAAUUUGGAAACUCUUAACACCAUAAUGCUGAAAGAAAAAAUGAAAGAACAGUCAUGGAACAUCCUGUUUGCAGAAUGUGGACGUGGUGUUAGCAUGUUUCGAACCAAAAGAACUCGAGAUCUGGUUAUAAGAGGAAUUCCAGAAACCUUAAAAGGAGAGUUGUGGAUGCUGUUUUCAGGUGCUGUCAAUGACAUGGCUACUAAUCCUGGCUAUUAUGCUGAAGUCGUUGAGAAGUCCUUUGGGACCUGCAACUUGGCUACUGAGGAAAUUGAACGUGAUUUGCGUCGCUCCAUGCCUGAGCAUCCAGCCUUUCAGAGUGAUACUGGUAUAUCUGCUCUGAGGCGGGUGCUUACUGCUUAUGCAUACAGGAAUCCCAAGAUUGGAUACUGCCAGGCAAUGAACAUUUUGACUUCAGUGUUGCUUUUGUAUGCAAAAGAGGAAGAAGCUUUUUGGCUUCUGGUUGCUGUGUGUGAACGAAUGUUGCCUGAUUAUUUUAAUCGUCGAAUCAUUGGUGCCUUGGUGGAUCAGGCAGUCUUUGAAGAACUUAUCAGGGACCAUUUCCCCCAGCUAACAGAACAUAUGACUGAUAUGACAUUCUUUUCCUCGGUUUCUCUUUCUUGGUUCCUCACACUUUUUAUUAGUGUGCUACCUAUAGGAAGUGCAGUAAAUGUGGUGGACUAUUUCUUUUAUGAUGGAAUAAGGGCCAUUUUACAACUUGGAUUAACUAUAAUUGACUAUAAUUUAGACAAAUUGCUGGCAUGUAAAGAUGAUGCUGAAGCUGUGACAACUUUAAACAGGUUCUUUGACAACGUCACUAAUAAAGAUAGCCCACUGCCUUCAAGUGUUCAUCAGGGCUCAAAUAUGAAUGAUGGAGGAAAAGGCAGGAAUAUCAAAGUGGAUAUUGCACAGUUGAUUAGAGAAUCAAAUGAAAAAUUUGGCACUAUUUGCUAUGAAGAUAUACACAGUAUGCGCUGUCGAAAUAGAUUGUAUGUCAUACAGACACUAGAGGAAACAACAAAGCAUAAUGUGUUGCGCGUUGUAUCACAAGAUGUGAAAUUGAGCCUUCAUGAGUUGGAUGAACUUUAUGCCAUCUUUAAGAAAGAACUGUUUUUUUCUUAUUACUGGUGUCUGAGUUGUCCAGUUUUGAAAUAUCAUGAUCCCAGUCUGCCAUAUUUGGAGCAGUAUCAGAUUGACUGCCAGCAGUUCAGAGUCUUGUAUCACUUGUUGAGUCCAUGGACUUCUCCAAACAGAGACUCACUAGCUUUAUGGACAUUCAGAUUGCUGGAUGAAAACUCUGACUGCCUUAUAAACUUCAAAGAAUUCUCCUCUGCAAUUGACAUAAUGUACAAUGGAAGUUUUAUUGAGAAAAUUAAACUUCUUUUUAAGCUGCAUAUUCCUCCAGCUUAUACAGAAGUAAAACCAAAGGAUACUUCAAAGAGAGAUGAACUUUCUAAAGAAGAAUUGCUCUAUUUCAGUCAACUACAUGUUACCAAGUCUGCCGAUGAGAAGGGGUCAAAAUCAAAAGAAAGCAGCUUUGAAAAAGGCAAAGAAAAAGUUGAUAUUCAAGAAUAUCUAAGUCAAUGGCAAAAUGAGCUUUCAAAAAAAGAAGAAAAUAUUAAAGAUUUACCAAGAAUGAAUCAGUCACAAUUUAUUCAGUUUUCAAAGACUCUAUUUAACUUAUUUCAUGGGGACCCUGAAGAAGAGUCUUUAUAUCAAGCCGUUGCUGUUGUAACCAACCUUUUGCUCAGGAUGGAAGAAGUUGGAAGAAAGCUACAUAGCACUCUACCAGCAGCUGAAGGGUUCUGUGAGAAAGUUUGCACUUCUGGAGGAUCUGGUCAGAGUGAAACAAAAAAUUUAGAGAAAGAAUCUUCCUCUCUCAAGGAAGAACCUGAAUGGUCAUUUGCAUUUGAACAAAUUAUUGCUUCUUUGUUGAAUGAGCCCACACUGGUGAGAUUUUUUGAGAAGCCCAUUGAUGUAAAAGCCAAACUAGAAAAUGCAAAAAGCUCUCUGUUAAGCUUUAGAGUAAAAGUAUAAGUUUCUUAACAUGAAUUGCCUACCAUAUUUCUAAGAUACCUGAGAGUAGGGGUUCAAAGAUUUAUCUUGAAACAACAUAUUUGAAAGG